AUGCCUGAGCACGAGGCCACUCCUGGCCCUAAGUUUCAGGAGGUGGCUUGCAGGGACCUGUCAGAGGUAGCGGAGCGGGGCUGCCUGUCCUUCAGCAGCUGCCCGAAUGCCCUGAGUGAGGAGCAGCAGGGAGCAGCAGCACGGGAGUCAGGUUCAGACAGACAGACACGUGGGCCACGGUGUUCCUGCGCCAGCUGCAACUGCUGUAGCAAAGCUGAACAUCGACUCUCCCAGAGCACGUGGCCACUCUGGGCCCUGAGUUCUGGGAUGUGGCCUGGCGGGACCUGGCAGAGGUCCCAAGAGAUAGACGUGAGAUCCAUGGUGCUCCUGCCUGAACUGCAACCGCAGCAGCAGAGCUGUGCACGAUCUGCAGCAGCUGGUGCUAUCGGUGCUGCCGGAGCACGUGGCUACUCCAGGUCCCGAGAGAUAGACGUGAUGGCCAUGGAGGUGGCUUGCAGGGACCUGGCAGAGGUAGCGGAGCGGGGCUGCCUGUCCUUCUGCAGCUGCCCGAAUGCCGUGAGCGAGGAGCAGCAGGGUGCAGCAGCCCUGGAGUCAGGUGCUGAGAGACCGACGUCUGGGCCAUCUUGCUCCUGCUCCAGCUGCAACAGUACCCACAGACAGACGUGUGGGACAAGGUGCUGCUGCCUCAGCUGCAACCGCCUCUUCAAAGCUGUACCAGAGCUGCAGCAGCUGCUGCUGUCGGGGCUGCCUGAGCACGUGGCCAAUCUGGGCCCUGAGUUCCGGGAGGCAGCCUGGAGGGACCUGGCAGAGGUAGUGGGGCAGGGCAUGCUGUCCUGCUGCUGCUCCCCCAGCGCCAGGAGAGGCGAGGAGCAGCAUCACCAGAGUCCCGAGAGACAGAGGGACCUGGAGGAGCUGGUGCAGCAGGGCAGCCUGUCCUGCUGCAGCUCUGCCAAUGACCAGAGCGAGGAGCAGCGUGGAGCAUCAGCUUGCGAGUCAAGUGCUGAGGGACAGACACGUGGGCCACGGUGCUCCUGCUCCAGCUGCAACCGCUGCAGCAAAGCUGAGCAGGAGCUGCAGCAGCUGGUGUUGCCGGCUCUCCCAGAGCACGUGGCCACUCUGGGCCCUGAGUUCUGGGAUGCGGCCUGGCGGGACCUGGAAAAGCUGGUGGAGCAAGGAAGCCUAUCCUGCUGCAGCUCCCCCAGCUCCUCCACACAGCUGGGGACAGUUGUACGUGAGAGCAUCAUGCAGACAGGUGCCGCUGUACAUUGGUGGGAGCAGAAGGAACAGCAGCCUGUUGGAUUGUCCAAGCGUCCACAAGAAGUACCCCACAUGCAAAAGACAGUAAGACCAGCAGCAGCAGCACCUUCACGCCUGGCUACGGAAGAUGACUGCUGCAGUGCAGCCAGCCAGCGUCUGAGCUGUGCCGUCUGUGGCAGGAGACGUGCAGAGCAGGCAGGCAGGCAGAGCGUGAAUGGCUGGCACUCGUGGCAGCGGGUGGCCCCCACAGCCCCCAGGACAAAUCGUCAGGGCUCCAAGCCAGGCAGGGGAGCCGCAGAGCAGCCCCCGCAGACCUGCACCUGCACCUGCAUGCGUCCACCUGCGCAUGAGGGACUUCAUCAACCAAAGCAGGGACAACGUUGCUGGGACAACAAGGCCCAGGAGCCUUCUGCAUUGCCUGUGUCCUGCCGAAUGCAUUGUGAGUGCUGUAAGACAGCGGGAUCCAAGAGGGAUGCACAGAAGCCAGAGCAGCACAGCAUAAGAAAUACGAACCGGCACGUGCAGUCGCCCCCCAGGCAUGCUGAGGAAGAGAUGUGGGGCUCCAAAGCAGACAGAGGUGCCCAAAGGCAGCCUCACGGGAUCUGCUCCUGCUUGCUGCCACCAGCGCGUGGGACAACGGUGCGUAGCAUUGCCUAUGGCUCCAUUGAGUGGCUAUGUUGGCGGUAGGAGGUGGCCCCGCAGGUUCCCGCAUGGCUCUUGGCCACCCCGGCACGUCCCAAGUCCCAGCCUGAAUACAGGGCAGCAGCACAGGCAGCACAAACAGCUUCAGUGCUGCCCGUGGAGGACAACGGCUGCCACGCCAACGUCACCGCUGUGGGAAGUGCAGAGAGCCAACCCGGCCCGAUGCCACCUCCUUCCGCGAGCGCACAUCGAGGAAGCAGAGGGGCCGUGGGUGCCCACGGCUUUUGUCAUCAGCAUCCACUUGGCUGUGGGAGGGCCCAGCGUGGAAGGACGUAACGGAGCACCGGGGAACAGCCAGCUCGCAGCUACAGUCCCAUUAAAUCCUCUUUCUAUCCA
Gallus gallus (chicken) is the source of this 2256-nucleotide messenger RNA. RefSeq lists its product as uncharacterized. The transcript has 10 exons. The record is from RefSeq and is a predicted model, not a curated record. NCBI's taxonomy places the organism in Eukaryota, Metazoa, Chordata, Aves, Galliformes, Phasianidae. Bases 1 to 1905 code for a protein of 634 amino acids.